GAAAGAUUGGGCGGCAGAUGAUCCUGGUUGCCCUGCCAGAAUUUAGCUUUGGUCCACUUCUGAUAAUUAUGCUGAAGGAACAACACACAGCGUGCGAAUAAAAUAGAUGAGAGGCUGGCGGGCAUAAUAAUAAACAUAAUCAUUGGCACGGACCAAAGCACUCAUUGGAUUUCUAGACCUACAAUCUCUCUUCUUCUAAUCAGACCUACCUACCUUCACACUACACUACUACACUCACAGAUCCUCCUUGGAUACAUCUUCCAUUCUCAUACCCCUCUCAAAGAAAACACGCAAAAGCACAAUCACAAUGGCCUCCACAAACUACAGAGAAGCAUUUCAGCUCUUCGAUAAACGCGGUACUCAACGUGUGCAACUGGAUCAGCUUGGAGAUUUGUUGAGAGCUUGUGGCCAGAAUCCUACUUUGAAUGAGAUUAGAGAGUUGGAGAAGAAUGUUGGUGGUGAAUUCGACUUCGAAACUUUCUCUAAGAUUCUCAACCGACCUGGUGGAUUCCGCGACCCGGGCGAGCCAGAGGAAUAUUGUCGUGGUUUCCAGGUGUUCGAUAAGGACAUGACUGGAUUUAUUGGAGUUGGACAGUUGAGAUAUAUCUUGACGAAUUUGGGAGAGAAGAUGAGUGACGAGGAGGUGGAUGAAUUGUUGAAGGCGGUUGAUACUAGCAGUGGGGAGAUCAAUUACACUGAUCUCGUACGAACCAUUCUCGCAAACUAGAUUUUAUGCUUCGUUAUGGCAGAAGGUUAUGGCAGAGGUUGCAAAAUAUUCCGGGGAGUGAGCGGAGAUGCAAUGGGGUCGGCAGAGAGGAAAAGAAUCAGAGAUAUACAAGGAAGGAGAGGAACGAAGAGAUCAUAUCAGUUGUAGGAAUCACUUUUUCGCGACGGCAUAAAUAGGAGCUGUGGAGUGGGAGGAUAUUGAUAAUGGCUAUGGCUAUGGCGUUGAAUGAACUUUUAGGCCUGCAAAGGCAGAAAUGGAUAUUAUGAAUUGUUUUCUACUUGAAAUUGAUGUGCAUAGAUGUUUGUAGAUGUAUGAGUGUUAUUCAUGAGUGUUAUUCAUGAUAGGAGAGAGAUUAAUAUGUGUUACUGAUUUUGGCUUCAUCA
Messenger RNA from Botrytis cinerea B05.10, 1110 nucleotides. It is a transcript of the gene Bcmlc1, whose product is annotated as Bcmlc1. The record is from RefSeq and is a predicted model, not a curated record. Gene Ontology annotation, cellular component: myosin II complex. Gene Ontology annotation, molecular function: calcium ion binding. Lineage: Eukaryota; Fungi; Ascomycota; Leotiomycetes; Helotiales; Sclerotiniaceae. Bases 308 to 727 code for a protein of 139 amino acids. Gene Ontology annotation, biological process: mitotic actomyosin contractile ring assembly. The transcript has 4 exons.